GGUUGCAGGGGGGUUGCUGUGUGAGAAUGAACACAAGUGGCCAUCAGAUGUGAUCACACCCUCUGUACCUUCCCCAGCCAGCACCUCCCUCCCACUCCUCUUAUAGAGCUCCCCUCUCCAUAUCUCAGGUUACUUGUGUGCAGACCUGCAGCUCCAGAAGACGCAUCCAUCCAGCCCCACAGCUUGGAUUGGGCAGCCUGUCCUGACAUAGCAGAGCGCUGAGUGCUGCUGCCGGACGUGUUUCAACAGAUGGUUGGGGUUAGAGUGUGUCAUCACUGCUGGAGUGGGGAUUAGAGCAGCGCUGGAGCUGUGUGGUCUUCUGCGAGGGGAGACACCACCAGAGCUUCUCCAGGAAAACCAAAAGCUUGGACCUAUCUUUGCUGAAAGUCCAGAUGUUAUAACAAAAUGUUGGUCUUCACAAAGAAGCCAUUCCUUGUUGAUAGAUAUCUUUAACCAACUGCAGAUUGCCUACAAAUAGAAGACGCAACAACAUCAUCAUCCAUUGCCAUUGAGUCGGCCUGCCGGUCUACAAUGCAGUAUUACUGUUUUGCACUGCUCAUCAUGCUGCUGCCAGCAAGCUAUUGUACGUCUAUGAAAUCGCCCCGGCUUAGAGGACGGAUUUCUCCAGAUAGAAAAAAUAUUAGACCGAAUAUUAUUCUUGUCCUCACAGAUGACCAGGAUGUGGAAUUAGGAUCGUUGCAGGUGAUGAACAAGACCAGAAAAAUCAUGGAAGAAGGAGGGGCACAUUUUGUCAAUGCCUUUGUGACGACUCCUAUGUGUUGUCCAUCCCGUUCGUCAAUGCUUACUGGAAAAUACGUUCACAAUCACAACAUCUAUACAAACAAUGAAAACUGCUCCUCUCCUUCUUGGCAAGCCAUGCAUGAACCUCGCACCUUUGCAGUAUAUCUCAAUAAUACAGGAUACAGGACAGCAUUUUUUGGAAAAUACCUCAAUGAGUACAAUGGAAGCUACAUACCUCCAGGCUGGAGAGAAUGGCUGGGACUGGUCAAGAACUCCCGAUUCUAUAACUACACAAUAUGCCGGAAUGGAUACAAAGAAAAACAUGGAUUUGAGUAUGAAAAGGACUAUUUCACAGAUCUCAUCACCAAUGACAGCAUUAACUACUUUAAACAGACCAAGAGGUUGUACCCGCAUCGGCCAGUCAUGAUGGUCAUCAGUCACGCUGCACCACAUGGGCCUGAGGAUUCUGCACCACAGUUUUCAGAGCUCUUUCCAAAUGCUUCCCAGCAUAUAACUCCAAGCUACAACUAUGCACCAAAUAUGGACAAACAUUGGAUCAUGCAGUAUACUGGUGCCAUGCUACCAAUUCACAUGGAGUUUACAAAUGUGCUUCAUAGGAAGAGGUUGCAGACGCUUAUGUCUGUGGACGAUUCGAUGGAGAAGCUAUACAACAUGCUGGUUGAAACUGGAGAACUGGACAACACUUACAUCAUCUACACAGCCGACCAUGGCUACCACAUAGGACAGUUUGGCCUUGUGAAAGGAAAGUCCAUGCCAUAUGACUUUGAUAUUCGAGUCCCUUUCUUUAUUCGUGGUCCAAAUGUGGAGCCGGGAUCAAUUGUGCCUCACAUUGUGAUAAACUUGGAUAUCGCCCCCACUAUUUUGGAUAUUGCAGGUUUGGACCCUCCUCCUGAUAUGGAUGGGAAGUCUGUCCUUACUUUGAUGGAUAUAGAGAGGCCAGGAAAUAGACUUCGAACCAAUAAAAAACCCAAGAUCUGGAGAGAUACAUUCCUGGUGGAAAGAGGAAAGUUCAUCAGAAAGAAAGAGGAACCAAACAAAACUACUCCUCAGUCAAAUCAUUUGCCAAAGUAUGAGCGUGUGAAGGAGCUGUGCCAACAGGCUCGGUACCAGACAGCUUGUGAACAGCCGGGCCAGAAGUGGCAGUGUAUAGAAGAUAUGUCGGGGAAAUUACGGAUUCAUAAGUGUAAAGGAUCCACAGAUGUUUUAUCCCUAAGGAAGAGAACAAGAAGUAUAAACGCAAAGGGCUAUGGAAGCAAACAUAAAGACUGCAUCUGCCCAGACACGGAUUAUAGGACAAGUAAAAACCAGAGGAAAAAACAGAGGAUCUUCUUGAGAUCUUCCAACUCGAAAAAAUUCAACCCUCGUUUUGUUCAUACCCGUCAAGCACGUUCUUUAGCCGUUGAAUUUGAAGGAGCUAUCUAUGAUAUCAGUUUGGACGAUGAGGACAGUGUUUCGUCUUCACGGACCAAAAGACAUUAUACCUCUGAAGAAGAUGCAGAAGAGACUGAGGAUGAAGAAGAGGAGGAGGAGGACGAGGACACAUUCACAGCCCCAAGUGAAGAUGAUGUAAUGGUGGCUGAUGGGGUGAUUGAAACCAGUCAUUUGGCAUCUGUUCGAGUCACACACAAGUGUUACAUCCUUGCCAAUGACACAGUACAUUGUGAAAGAGAACUGUACCACUCAAGUAGAGCCUGGAAGGACCACAAAGCUUACAUUGACAAGGAGAUUGAAGCGUUACAGGACAAAAUAAAGAAUUUAAGAGAAGUAAGAGGACAUCUGAAGAGAAGAAAGCCUGAUGAAUGUGACUGUAGCAAGUCUGGGUUUUACAAAAAGGAGAAAGGAAUUAGGACUCAAGAUAAGAUAAAGGGCCAUGUCCAUCCAUUCAAGGAAGGAGCUCAAGAGGUUGACAACAAAUUACAGAUCUUUAAGGAGAACCGUAGACGGAAAAAGGAGAGAAAGGAAAAGAAACGUCACAAAAAAGGAGAAGAAUGCAGCUUUCCCGGUCUCACUUGCUUUACUCAUGACAACAACCACUGGCAGACUGCUCCGUUCUGGAAUUUGGGAUCUUUCUGCGCCUGUACCAGCUCCAACAAUAACACAUACUGGUGCCUGAGAACUGUCAAUGAGACUCAUAAUUUUCUGUUUUGUGAAUUUGCAACUGGUUUCUUGGAAUAUUUUGAUAUGAACAUCGAUCCAUAUCAGUUAACAAACACUGUACAUACUGUGGAGAGAGGAGUAUUGAAUCAGCUUCACAUACAACUGAUGGAACUAAGAAGCUGCCAAGGUCAUCGACAAUGCAACCCAAGGCCAAAAGGACUAGAAACAGAGGACAACUAUGGGACGGAUGGGAAGGUUAACCUGCCAAAUUUCACAGAGGAUGUUGACUGGAAAGGACUGGAAGAUUUGUACAGCGUAAAUGAAAGCUUGUAUGGCUACAGAAACAACUACAGGCUUAGUCUGGAUGACUGGGCUAAUUACUUGAAGGAUGUAGAUAGAGUUUUUGCACUGCUGAACAAUAUCCCUAAAAAAAAUACAGCAAAUUCAACUGUGGUUGAACAAAUUUCUGGGCCUUCCGAUACUUCAUCUGUGGUGGAAAUGUCCUCUGCUGACUCCGAAGACGAAUUUAGUGGUUUAGUUGCAGAAGAAAGGGAACCUAAAAUAGAAGCCAACUUUGGUAUCUUGAAUUUGAGCACAGUGAUAUUUAAUCACAAGAAAAAACUUGAAACAAAUAACGAUAUUCCUGGCAGGAAAAAAACUAACCAGGCACACUGGAUCAAGAGUAAAACAGAAAAAUGGAAAGACCAUGUAGAUUUAGAUACUUAUGUAAUGGAUUUCAGCGGAAAUGGGUUCAUGGAACUAGAAUCCAAAAGUUCUUCAAAUAUUCAGACUAUUCGUUAUGUCCCUACAGAAUCGCAACAGCAUCAAAGUCAUGCAAGUGAAGAUAUUUUUGAAGAUCAGAUAUACCUUCCUAUUGAUUCUGUGACUCAACAGAAAAGCAAUUUUUCAGCUGCAGAUCAGGCAGAUGAUUAUGAAGAUCAAAAAAGCACAAAAGCCCAAUCUACAAAAAAUUCUCCAGAAGAGAAUAAUAGAAACUUUGAUGUAGAAGGCAGUGCCUGAUCCCUUGCCUUUUCAAACAUGUGCAUGACAAUACAAAAAAAGAGCAGUCAAAUAUUUGUGGCACUUGACAUUCCAGAUUUGGUAUUCUUAACUGCUUCACUUUAUUAGAUCAUAAUUUGUGCAAAUGGUUUCACCCUUCAGUCCCCAUAUGACACUUGUUACCUACAUCACAUCACAAAGUUUACUUUAAUACUAUAUUGUUGACACGUUCUUUUAUUUGCUGUUCACCAUUUGGGCUCAUAUUUUUGUGCAUUUAAACACCACACAUUAUCUCACAUCCCCACUAAAAAAUGUUGUUAUAUUUUACUUUCUAACCACUGGAAAUUUUUUUAAUUAAACUAAUUUUGCACUUUUUUGAAGCUUUUUCAGCUUGAUCACAAAGUUUAUCCCGUUUACUUUCAUCUCUCUAUGAUGCAUAUGUGAGGAAUUGUGCAUAAAAAACUAAGAUUUUGUGCCAAAAAUGUGCCUUAAAAGAUUGCAUUCAAAAAUUUGCAUGUACCUAAAAAUAUAUGUGCAGGUGUAUUAUCUUUUUUAAGUAUACAAGAAUUUUAAAGAUAGUAAUCAACACAAAAAGCUUGUAAUGGUGCAUUGUAUGAAAAGACAUCUGUACUUGCAGGUAAAGAGCUGAUUGAUCAUGAAAAUCAUAUUCGAUGUGUACCUCAAAAGUCUUGUUUUACUCGUUUUCUCAUAGGAUUGUUUUUGGCUUCUACAUGAGACCUAAAACCUCCUUCAUCACAUUUGAUCCAUGGAGUAACCAAUAUUUUUAUUCUUCGAGCAGUCCUUACAUGGUCUAUAUACAUACUGUAUGCUAAACAUUAAUUGUUGCUGUGCAUGUCACCGACCUGAUGGCUGUACAAACGUAUUUAUGGUGAUGAAAGUACUUUUUUUUGUCCUUUUUGUAAAUAGAUUUCAGAUUAUAGGUUUUGUGUUUUUUUUAAUCCUGUAUAGUAUCUGUUAUACUUUUAUAGAACAACUCGGGCUUCAGGAAAGUCACGAAGCAACGUUUCUUCAAAUAAAAAAUGUGCUUUCAUUUUACAAAUGAAA
Bufo gargarizans (Asiatic toad) is the source of this 4923-nucleotide messenger RNA. It is a transcript of the gene SULF1, whose product is annotated as sulfatase 1. The record is from RefSeq and is a predicted model, not a curated record. The coding region runs from base 532 to 3879 and encodes 1115 amino acids. Gene Ontology annotation, molecular function: glycosaminoglycan binding; N-acetylglucosamine-6-sulfatase activity; calcium ion binding. Lineage: Eukaryota; Metazoa; Chordata; Amphibia; Anura; Bufonidae. Gene Ontology annotation, cellular component: endoplasmic reticulum; cell surface; plasma membrane. The transcript is spliced from 20 exons.